AUGAUUGCAUUUGCAGCACCAAUUGAAGGAUGGAAGGAUGGUGGUAGACCAUUCAUUGGUUUUGAUGUCUGCCACUUGACUGGAAAACAUGGUGGAUGUCUAAUGGCAGCUACAGGUUUAGAUGGACAGAAUGGGAUUGUUACUCUAGCCAUAAAGGUGGUAAGGAAUGAAUGUGGUGAAAACUGGCACUUAUUUAUGAAAGAGCUGUUGCCACUUAUUGAAGACCAUCCAACUGGGAAGAUAACCUUUAUCUCAGACAGACAAAAAGGUCUUCAAGAGUCAUUGGAUGAGAACUCUAACUAUUGUGAUAUGUUUUCAACCAGUCAUAUGUUCAAGAGCUUUAAGUCUCACUUCAAAGGAUCAAAGCUGCACUACCUUGUAUACAAUGCUGCAAAAUGCUACAAGGAGAGACACUGGAAGGCCAAUAUAGAUGAUCUGAUCAAGUUGUCACCAGCUGCUGCAGCUUAUAUGAUGAAGGAAAAACCAGAACAAUGGUCUAGGGAUUUCUUUGACCCAUCUGCAUGUUGUGAGCAUCUUAACAACAAUUUCUCAGAGUCCUUUAACAAAUUGGCUAAAACUAUGAGAGACAAGCCUAUUUGUACCCUUGGAAUGAUGUAUGGCCAACUAGUUAUGGGUACUAUGUACAAAAGAAGAAAUGUGAGUGCAAAUUGGGAAGAUGGUAAGUUGGUGCCAACUGAUCAAGACUUGAUUGAUGAGAUGCAGAAAUGUUGUGGAGCAUUAAAAGUUAAUGGAUCUAUUAUUGAUAAGUUAUAUGAAGUGACAUCAAAGACCAAUGUUGUAUUUCAUGUUGAUGUGGUUGAGGCUUUUUAUUGCAACAAGUACUAUCAUGUGGAAUCUUACAAGGCAAUUUAUGCACCUGAGAUGGGGUUACUGAUUGGAAGAGAAGAGUGA
Messenger RNA from Papaver somniferum (opium poppy), 912 nucleotides. RefSeq lists its product as uncharacterized. Lineage: Eukaryota; Viridiplantae; Streptophyta; Magnoliopsida; Ranunculales; Papaveraceae. Bases 1 to 912 code for a protein of 303 amino acids. The record is from RefSeq and is a predicted model, not a curated record. The transcript is spliced from 4 exons.